AUGUCUGGUGAAUUUGGCUUUCCUCAGAAUGAAUGGUUUUAUAUAAAAUCUCAAAUUAAUGGACAUGUCCUUGAACCUCAGAGUCUUUCAGUAAAUUCUGGCGUUAGGAUAAUUAUUUCUAAGCAAAGAUUUGGUUUUGAUGCUGACAGUCAGCUUUGGAAAUGUGAUAAUGGAUUCAUUAUUAACAGAGCUUCAGGAAAAGUUUUGGACAUUCAAGGAGCACAAAACCAACGUUGGGCCUAUUUGCCCGAAGGUUUUAUCUGUCCUUUGAAUAAUAACGAAUACGUUUUGCAUGUAAGCGGUCACUUUGGUAUCGAAAAACUUGAGGGUGCUGAUGUCUUGUUACAUCAUGUCAAGGAUCAUGAAAGUCAUAAACAAAAAUGGACUUUUGAAAAAGAACGUGAUCAGCCCGCAAUUAUGGCGCCUCCAAUACCAAGAGAUCUGACGCCUACAAUGCUAAAAAAAGAUAUUUUUGCUAAUGAUAUUAUAAAUCAAUCGAGUGAAAGUUCUUAUACUUAA
This is a messenger RNA of Dentiscutata erythropus, 519 nucleotides long. Lineage: Eukaryota; Fungi; Glomeromycota; Glomeromycetes; Diversisporales; Gigasporaceae. The record is from the annotation of a GenBank genome assembly.